AUGGCACUAUCAGAAGAAGUGAUCGCACGACGACUUAGAGCCGUCGAUCAAAGUUCAGAAUCAAUUCAAACGACAUCCAUGUGGAUACUACAUCAUCGCGACUUAGCUGCACAGUUUGUGAACUGCUGGACUGAAGUAUUCAGAACUGCUGGCGAUUCGUUACAAAUUGCUCUGUUCUACGUAGCGAAUGAUGUUUGCCAAAAAGCGAAAAAAAAGGGCGAUUCACAUAUCUUACUUCAAGCUUUUGCACCACAUUGGGUCAAUGCUAUUUCAUAUUCUAGAGGUAGUGAAAACGUUCAGAAAGCUGUUAGUAGAAUACUUGAUAUAUUCGAAGAGCGUCAAAUUUAUUCAAAAUCACAGCUGGCUGACAUGCGUGCUGCACAGAAUGACAGCAAUGAGUUGGAAGAUAAUACACUAAUUGAUUUCGAUAUUGGAUAUCUAAUACGUGACGUUGAGGGUUAUCAUAAAGGAAAUUUGGUUAUGGAGCGCGCAAGAGACUUGCUUUCCAGAAGUGACUUCAAUUUUAAGGAUAAGAUAAAGAGUCGAAUGAAAGAUCGUCGAGAUGGUGAGAAAUUUAUGGGAGAAAUUGAACAGUCUUACACAAAGCUAACAGAUUUUUUUGGAGCAUUAGCAAAGCACCGCAAGCGUGGACAGCACCUUUUGGGUGAAAUUGAACGAGCCAAACGUUGUUUCACUCUGCAGUUACGAGAUGUGACUGUUGUGGAAGAUGCUUACCAAAAAUUUGGUGCUGGGAUCGAUGAAGUUUGUGCAGAAGUAGAAGAAAUGUUAAAAACAAGUGUUUAUCCAGGUGCUUCGCCUCCACGUGAUGCCCCUUCACCAACAGCCAAUGACGAUCCGUUUAGGGAGGGUGUAGAAAUUGCAUUCAAACAAAUGAGAGGACCACAAUGCGGUUCUAGCUCAUUAUUGCCGUUACCAAAACUAGUACCCGCUAAGGAGGAAUCCGUUGUUACGCCUGAUUCCCUCCAAACGGAUCAGUCAUUCAGAGGUUCGGCGCAUAUGUUGAAAAUGAUAGAAGGAAUCCGAGCAAGUGAGACAUCCAGAACAAAUUCACCAUCGGUUAUGUCCGAUCCGCGCCUUGCGUCUCAUCUACCGUCCUCUUCAAUCCUUGGUUGCUUAUCAUCAGUCGAGCCUACUGCCACAGUUGGUAGUUCAUCCUUUCCACUACUGUCACAAGCUUCAUCUAACUCAAUGUUGUCCUCUGAACUUCCAAACCAACCUCAAGUAUCCCAGAUAUCACCGUUUCGGCUCGUUAGUUCCCCACCACUUCCUGGCGUAACACGAAUGCAAGAUGCGCAAACCUCCCAAUCAAAUGGCAAUCUUCCACAAUGGUUUCACGAUUCGUCGUCGAAUUUUUCUACACCACCCACGCCCGGACCAGGCACUCCGACGGAUGUUGCAUCCAUUUCUGGCACUACAAAUUCUCUUCAAACGCCAAUUAUUUCCAGUCAGCUGCAUAGUAGCCAAACAGCAAGCAGAAUGGCCGAUUCCCCCAUUCUUGGAAGUCAACCAUCCUUGUUAAAUGCUAAUCCUCAAACCGGAUCAUCUUCACAAUCUACCACACUUCCUGGAAUGUUGCCACCACCGCCACCGAAUAUGCGUCCAUCACUGGGAAUGCCACCACUAAACAAUUUUGUACCAGCUGCAAUGCCACCCUAUACUGUAAUGUCCGCAACUUCCGCACCAUUGCCAACAACAAUUCCAUUUCCUCCCAAUUCUUUCGCUGUCCCGCCUCCAAGACCUGUAGUUGUUCCACCACCAAAUUCCUUAAAUAUACCUCCACCUGGUGUUAUGGAAUGUCCACCACCUGGCGCUUUUUCUCUAAGCACCAGCAGUUUCUCUACAGCUACUCCCUUGGUUUCAUGUACGUUUUCCUCGCCGUCGCCGUCAAGUUCUAGUUCUACAACAAUAGCUUCUGCCACUACUCUAUUUUCUAGAAGGCCAUUAACGAAUGGUGGCAACAGUAACAGUGUUGUCGAUUCAGUAAAGGUUAAUGGUGAUUUACGCCACGAACCCAGAAAGCACUUUGAAAAUUACGGUACCACAAUGGAUAGCCGUGGAGACCACCGAUCAUUUGGAGGAUUUCGUGGAGACGACGACAUUGGUCGUGGAGGUCUGCGAGAUCCGCAUGGGCGUGAUCGAGACCGUGAACGCAAUGGUAAUCGAGGAGUGCAACAGCAGCUUCACAAUAACGGUGGUAGGCGCUAUUCUAGUGAUAAUCGUAAUCGUAUGACUCGUUACAGAGAUUAUGAUGAUGAUCGUCGCUCUCGGCGUUAUGAACUACCACGCGAUGAUUUUAAUCGUAAUCGGAGAUAA
Cercopithifilaria johnstoni is the source of this 2334-nucleotide messenger RNA. The record is from the annotation of a GenBank genome assembly. Lineage: Eukaryota; Metazoa; Nematoda; Chromadorea; Rhabditida; Onchocercidae.